This is a messenger RNA of Saccharomyces cerevisiae S288C, 540 nucleotides long. It is a transcript of the gene DFP1, whose product is annotated as DUP240 family protein. The transcript has a single exon. Lineage: Eukaryota; Fungi; Ascomycota; Saccharomycetes; Saccharomycetales; Saccharomycetaceae. Gene Ontology annotation, cellular component: membrane. The record is from RefSeq and is marked reviewed. Bases 1 to 540 code for a protein of 179 amino acids.
AUGAUCAAUUUCCUCCUUUUUGUCUUGACGAUUUUGGCGACUUUAACAAACAUUUGGUUUUCUGGUGUUCUCUCCCCUGCCAUGGUGAUCCGGAUAUGUUUAGGUGGCUCUAUGGUAGUCCUUCAGAUAUGGUCAUUCAGUAGACCAAUAAGUAAUGAAACAUUCCGUACAAAACUUCUACUAGAGGUAAUAACUCAUAGACCAUCGAUAGCUGGGAAAGAAUGGAAAACCAUAACGUAUAACAUGAAUCAAUAUUUGUUCAAGGCUGGCUUAUGGAAAACACCAUACCACUUUUUUUGUGAACACCAGUGCUAUGAAUUUUUCAAGGAUCUCAUAAAGGGAAAAUAUCCUGAUGUACAGUGGGAUACAGCGAAUACACAGCCGUUCAUCAGUGUUCCAGAAAAUCAGGCUGCAACUCAAAAUUCUGAUGUUGAACCAACCGUAAAGUGGUGCCUCUUUAAAGCAGCCGAAAUUCAAGCCCAUGCUGUGCGGGAAUAUUGGCAAAGUCAAUAUCCAGAUGUGGGCAUACCUGCAAUAUGA